GUGGAUGACGCUCAGUAGUUUGACGUUGACGACCGCAGGGGGUACUGGGAGACUGUAGAUGGGGAUGUUUCCAUCAUGGCGGCAUCCAUUUCGGGUUAUACUUUUAGCUCUGUGUGUUAUCACAGCGCUAACAGCAACUCAGAUCACGAGGGCUUCCUUUUAGGUGAAGUCAGACAAGAGGAGACUGUUAGUAUUAGUGACACACAGAUCAGCAGUGCAGAGCUGCUCCAAGUCGUAGAAAUCCAUAAUCAUGAACCUUGUGCACAACUAUUUAGCUUUUAUGACUUCGCGGGCAAAGUCAACGAGGAAAGCCUUAAUAGAAUACUCAAAGGUAGACGAAGAAAUGUCAUCGGCUGGUACCGGUUCAGGAAGAACACACAGCAGCAGAUGUCGUUCAGGGAACAGAUCCUCCACAAGCAGCUGACGCGGCUCCUCGGCAUGCCUGACCUCGUCUUCCUCCUCUUCAGCUUCAUCUCCACAGCCAACUGCUCCACGCACGCCCUGGAGUACGUCCUGUACAGACCCAACAGCAGCAGGUACAACCAAAAGGUGACCCUCAGCAUCCCCAACCUGGGCAACACCAGCCAGCAGGAGUACAAAGUCUCCUCUGUGCCCAACACCUCACUCAACUAUGCCAAGGUCAUCAAAGAGCACGGAGCCGAAUUCUUUGACAAGGACGGUGUGAUGAAGGAUAUCAGAACAAUAUUCCAGGUCUACAGUGCACUACAAGAUAAAGUACAGGCUGUGUGUGCAGAGGUUGAACAGAGUGAACGUGUGAAGGAGAAAUGCCAGGAGGAAGUGAACAAACUCAAACAACAAAUCGCUCUCAGGAAAAGAAAAACAGCAGAGGAAGAGAGAAGAAUCCAGGAGGCCCAGAACGCAGAGGCCCGUCCCGGCCCGGAGGAGAACAUGGAGCCCCCAGACACACCCCUCCUCUCCCGGGUAGCCUUCCACACCCCCUCUGCCCCAGAGAGACCUGGUACCUCCACCAACCCCCCUGCCUACACAGACCUCUCCUCACAGGUCAACUCGCUGCUGCUGCCUUCUUCCUCUCCCACCAGUGCUGCGCUGCUGCCCAGGCCCCAGGCUGUGGGCUCCCCUGGCCACCCCACCCCCGGACCCCUGGGUCUGGGCAUGGGCAUGGGCCUGAGCGUGGGCGCUGGUCCCAGCCCCAGCACCCCUUACCUGGGCAACGGAGACGGUUCCAGCUCCGACUCUCUGGACAGACAAGCUGCAGGGCAGGAGGAUGAGGACGAAGAGGAUGAGGACAGUAGCGAGUACGAGAACCUGGUGAGCGAGGCGCCAGUUCCUGCCGGAGUGUUGGCGCAGGGUCGCCCCGCUGCCCUCAGCCUGGACGGAGACGCCCCCGGCUCACAGACCUCGUAGAUGCAAAGCCACAGGAUGGUGCUGUGGGUGACACACAGGACUCAACAGGAGAGCUGGGUAUCAACGAUAGACAUCUUUAUAUAUAUAUAUAUAUAUAAGAAAGGAAGUGCCAGCCCUGAAAACAAAAGGCAUGCGCAGGUGGGGUUCCGCUUGGUUCAUUUCUGUUUGUCCCAGUUUGAUCGCCACCUUGAGGGGGAAGUUUCCUGCCUGUGCAGUCCUAACUGUCUGUCUGAUGGGGGGGGGGGGGGGAGUUGGGACCUUUUUGUCCAGGAACAGGGGGGUUGCCCUAGUGGAUGUGAAUGUUUCAGCAAGCAAGGGAGGACGUCACCGAAUUUAUACUGACUAGCGGGCCACCCUUGUCCCUGCAGACAGACCUCUCUGAAUCAUGCUGCACACUCACUGCAUCUCCAACUCUGCGCAUCCAGUUAUACCAUUACCUCUUGCACUAUUUUUGCCUUCUUUUAAACAAUUUAUUUAAGAAAAGCAAAGGGAAAAAUGCUCUGCGGCCUUCAAACUAUUCAUUUUAGUGAGAGAUGGUAAUCAUUUGUUUUGUUUUGCAAUUUGAUUAUUACAAAGAAAAGAGAUUUAUGUGUAAAAUUGUUUAUUCAGUCUGCAAGGUUCUGACUCGCUGUUUGGCCUUUCAAAUGUUAGGUUUUCCUUUCCUUAAACAAUCAAUAGUUUGUCUUUUAUGACUUGAGCGGUUGCCUAUUUAAAUCACAAAAAAAUAUAGAUUCCAAACGAAAAUUUUACGUUGCCACUAUAAUGGGUGCUUACUAUAAUCCUCUUUUGUUAAAGUAACAAUUAUUAAUGUCACUUCAUUGACAUAGAUGUCAAUGCCUCAUUGUUCUUGAAUAACACUGAAAUUGUAUGCGCUUUGCUGCACUUAACAACUUUAGCAGAUUUCUUUGUUGUGCUUAACCAAUGCUGUCAUGUUGUGCUACCUUGACCACCCGAACAGAGCUUAAUCAGCUUGUUUUGCGUUGUAACAGGGUUCACAGGGCAAACAAACCUUACUGGAGUUUUACUAACCAGAUGCUUAAGAUUCCUGAACUGCUGCUGCCUCACUAAGAGCUACCACUAAAUAAGAAACUGUACAUCCAUCUGCACACUUGUCUGCUUCUUCCACCCACUUCUUAGCAUGUAAACGUUGUCUCCAUGACUACUGACUGAUAACUACCAGAGGAUAACAGGGUCAUAGCGUCUUAAGGUGACUGGGUUCUGCGUUACGUGCUACUCUCUCUUCCUGAGGUGUGUGUUUGUGUGUUCCUCCACGUAUAAACAUCACGUUUCUUUGCAAAUGCAAUGCUUUAAGGGGAAACCGCAAAUGGCACACUUGAGGGUAAGAAUCGUAAGGCAGACGGGGGGUAUCAGAUUGUGAUGGUAGAGUUUUUUUUCACGGCCCUGUGAUGUCUAGGCUGUGUGUGUGUGUGUUGCUGGGAACAUUGCAAAGAGCCAUCUGCCUUCCUUUGUGGUCAAACCCUAUUACAAACUAAAUGUACUCAGUGCUGAUUAGUAUGUUUGUGCAAGGACCUAAAUGUUGUGAUAACAGCUCUUCUGUUCAGUACCCAGUGCCUUCCAUUCAGAUAGCCACAGUGGUGCCCCACCAUGACUGCAAACAAAACACAACAGACUGCUAGGGUUGUAAUUAGGCUGCUGACAGGGAUUAGUCACCAUCUAUGUUCAUCCUACAAUAUGAACCAGCUCCUUGUAUCUACUUCUCUAGUUGUUCCUAGAUCGCUCACCCUCCCUCUACACCUCCACACAUCUCUAGAGUUCAAGCGGCUUGGCUCGCUCUCGUCUACAGUUGUAAACGUUAAACCCUGUCAUCAUUUGCAGUUGUUAUUGAAGGAGCCUCUUGCAUGGUAGGCCUGGCCGCUACGCUAUCUUAGAAGGAGAUGUGCGACCAUUCGUGUAGAUACUGGCCAGUGAAAUUUAAGAAGUGAUCCCGUGACGCAGGCUUUGUGAGAGUGACUGGGUGCAGACAGGAGGAGACAGUUGCAUCUAUGUGGAUAGAUGUGCAUACUACAACUAGAAGACUUACAGCAUUUCAUUCUCAUCAGUUCGUUUGGAAGUCCGAUAAUUUUACUGUUUGGAUUUGACUAUCGGCGUGGAAGGAAGCUCUUAAGGACUUCCUUUCCCCACAGCCCAUCACACUUUCUGCCCUGCGAUCAUCAAGCUUUCAUUGUCUUAUAUGGUCGCAUCAUGUCGCAUAAUCAUUUAAGGACUGGUACUUAAAAUGUUAUUCAAAUUAUUCAUCACAAAAUGUUAAUAAUGACAAAGUCAUGUGUGAAAUCAAUAGGCUCUUCUUUUGGAGCACUGAAAUAAAGUGUUAGGGUUACUUAAUCAAUAUUGAAUGUACAGUAGAGGGUGGGGGGAUUGCAAACAGCACUUAUUUAUGAGCAUCUCAGUUAGGGAGGAUGUGGCUGGUAAGGAGGGGUGGACUGGGUCCCCCUGUGGGGUGUUUUUUAGAAGAGAGGAUACAGUGAAUAUUGGAUGAAGUAACUUGAGAGAACUUUCAUCUGGUAAUAUUAAUCUGCCUCUCGACACAAGUAGAAAGCUUGCAGGCGACACCUGCAACCUGCCUUCCUGUCCUGCCUCCCUGAAGCACAGUCUAAUCACACUUCCCACCUCAGUUUACUAGAUAUGUCUAAUGGGUUGGACAUGAUAGAUAACCAAUCUUGUUGGGCGACAAUUUACGAUUUAUGAUCCUAUAAACUGGGGGAUGAUAAAAAAGAGACCUGCUCUUUGGUGGUGGUGCUGUGUAAUUUGUACUCAAUGUAAACCAAGAACCUUAUGUUUAAAUAGCUGAUUUUAGUGGGAAACCGUUAUUUAAGUAAUGAACAAAUAAAGAAGUCAAAAUA
Messenger RNA from Osmerus eperlanus (European smelt), 4247 nucleotides. It is a transcript of the gene abraxas2, whose product is annotated as abraxas 2, BRISC complex subunit. Bases 76 to 1386 code for a protein of 436 amino acids. Gene Ontology annotation, cellular component: nucleus. Lineage: Eukaryota; Metazoa; Chordata; Actinopteri; Osmeriformes; Osmeridae. Gene Ontology annotation, molecular function: microtubule binding; polyubiquitin modification-dependent protein binding. Gene Ontology annotation, biological process: mitotic spindle assembly; attachment of spindle microtubules to kinetochore; protein K63-linked deubiquitination. The record is from RefSeq and is a predicted model, not a curated record. The transcript has 9 exons.